Penicillium hordei is the source of this 771-nucleotide messenger RNA. RefSeq lists its product as uncharacterized. The record is from RefSeq and is a predicted model, not a curated record. Lineage: Eukaryota; Fungi; Ascomycota; Eurotiomycetes; Eurotiales; Aspergillaceae. The transcript has 2 exons. The coding region runs from base 1 to 771 and encodes 256 amino acids.
AUGGCGUCGAUGCCGAAGAAGCCCAAGAGGCCGCCUCCCCCAUGUCCCUCCUGGGUCUGGUCCAGCACCUCCGACACCCAUACCGCCAAGGAUCGAUGUUGGUUCGGUGAUGACUACAUCCCCUUCAAGUCGUAUGUCACGGAUAUCGCUGGAGGCUGGGUCGAAGUCAUUGGGAUGGGAACUAUCACUCUCUCCACCAGGGGCUCACCAUUUCAGACCGGUCCACAUUCGCACAGCUUCCUCCGCUUGAAGAACGUGCUACAUACCCCCGCAAUGCUUUGUAACAUCAUCGGAAAGCCCAUUAUGGAAGACUACACUGUCAUACCCACCCCCAGUUCCCCAGAUAUCUCCGGUAUUAUUGUGGCGAACUUUAAUGGUUCUAUCCAGGCUUACUUCAAGCCCAUGGGUCAAGGCCCCAUGUUGUACCAAGUCCAGACCCACCAGCCUCCAUCAGGCCAUGAGUUCGGGAUCUCACCUUUGUGUCCUAACGGGACCUACCUGAUUCACGCAUUCUGGUCCGAGCAUGAGCGGCGCAGAUUUGAAAUCUUCAAAGCAUCCGGUCUGAUUCGAGCCUCCGGCGUGGGGGAGCUGACACUGGCCGAAAAACGGUGGUUUAGGGAGAAACGCAUGUCUGAAGAGGGAAUUGUACUUGCUUACGGGUUGGACUAUAACAGGAGGCAGCAUCGAGAGGAAGGCCGUGCCAUCAUGCGAAUUCUCAAGUCCCAAGCUCAAAAUGAACCGAACUUUCCCAUCCCGGAGGGACACGCGUGA